GUCGGAGGCUAAGAGGAGGAGGAGGAGUUUGUGGGCCACCCGGAGUGGGCUCCUUGCUCCUUCUUUGCGUGGCGGUUAGGCUGGGUGCCCGGCAACAGUAAGAGUUAUUUCUCAGCUUUCUUUUAGUCAAGAUGAGUGAUAAGCCAGACUUGUCAGAAGUGGAGAAGUUUGACAGGUCAAAAUUGAAGAAAACUAAUACUGAAGAAAAAAAUACACUUCCCUCUAAGGAAACUAUCCAGCAGGAGAAAGAGGGCGCUAAAACAUCGUAAAAUGGAAAUCUCUUCCCAAGAGCAAAUUUCAGUAUUGCCUGAGAGUCUUGGUUUUAGGCUUGUUUUUUGUAGUAAACCUAUGUGUUUGUAGAGAUGUUAGGCAUCUUGUGAUGUUUUCUUACCUGUCUUCCCUGGCUAAGAGGUCAAAGAUUGCCAAUUUCCUUUAAGUUUGCUUUUAAACUGCCUAUCAGUGUGUAAAUUUUAGGUAGCCAGUGCUUUCAGUCAUCUCACCAUUGAUGACUUUCAUGUGUAUAGUCCUUGUACCUCAUAUAGGAAAAGCCAAUUUUAACCUUCUGUAUUGCUUCAUAAUAUUCAUGAAGUUUCCUGCUUUUGCAACCUCUCAUGGUUUAUUUUCAUUUAUAAUGUAGCAAUAAAAUAAAAAUAUGUA
Molecule: messenger RNA, 657 nt
Organism: Nycticebus coucang (slow loris)
Lineage: Eukaryota; Metazoa; Chordata; Mammalia; Primates; Lorisidae
Product: thymosin beta-15A
Exons: 3
Coding region: 132-269 (45 amino acids)
Biological process (GO): regulation of cell migration; actin filament organization
Cellular component (GO): cytoplasm
Molecular function (GO): actin monomer binding
Source: RefSeq, a predicted model, not a curated record